Arctia plantaginis is the source of this 13227-nucleotide messenger RNA. Lineage: Eukaryota; Metazoa; Arthropoda; Insecta; Lepidoptera; Erebidae. The record is from the annotation of a GenBank genome assembly.
AUGGAUUUAGCCAACAAACUCGGCGACGACAAGGGCAUCACUGAACAUUUGAAACUCCCAAUUCAAAGAAUCAACGACUACCAACUGCUCCUAAAGGAACUAGUAAAAUACUCAACUCGUCUCGGCGAAGAUUGUUCUGACCUACAAAAAGCUUUGGAACUUUUCCUUGGUGUUCCAAAUCGUGCUACUGACAACAAAUUCAUCGCUAGCAUCGAAGGCUACCGUGGGAACAUCUACAAGCUUGGUCGUCUGCUCACCCACGAUUGGUUUACAGUCACUGAUACUGAGGGGAAAGCUAGAGAAAGAUAUAUAUUCCUGUUUAAGGCUAGAAUCCUCAUCUGUAAAGUCAAGAGGGUCGCUGAUGAUCGCUCCGUGUUUGAAUUGAAAGAUAUCAUCAAGUUACCGGACGUCGAAGUGAAAGACAUCCCUGGUGACCAAUUCAAGUUUGAUCUCUGCCAGAAGAACUCCCCACUUAGUAUAACUCUUACAGCUCACAAAGAGCAAGUCAAGACUAACUGGCUCGCUGAGAUUAGACAACACGCCAGUGACGUUGUUGCGUUAGCGGAACAUGCAGCUGAUGACCUUCAAGUGCUACCACCUGAAUUUGUGCCAAUAGAACCGGAGCCUGAGCAAAAGAAGAAGAGGGAGCAUACAGAAGUUACUGAAGCAGAAGAAGCUCAAGAGAAACGUUCUCGCAUUGAAGAAGUUCACACUGAAGAAGUUCUAACAGCAAAAGAGCCCCAACAACUUCAAACUAAACGAAAAGCAUCAUUGGACAGAGAGGGAGAUAUUAAAAUAUCAAAAACUGAAAUUUCUUCAGAUAGUGAAGUACAAUCAUUUGAAGUCAGUUUUAGUAGAGCACAAAGAAGUGAAGUUACUAGCGCUACAGAGACUAAAUCUUCUGUAACUGUAGAAACCUCUAAAGUUACAGAGAAUACUGCAUCUGCUUCAAUAUCAGAACAAACUAGCCUAGUAACAGUUUUAGCUGCAUCUGAUGUAAAGGCUUCACAAAAACAAGAUACACAUAAAAGUUCUAUUCAAAACUCAAUUGUAGAACAGUCAUCUCAAGAAAUCACACAGAAAGAUUUAAAUAAUACUCAAGUAACUGAUACUGCAACAUCGGCUCAAUCGGUCACUAUUAAACAAUCUGUAUCACUAUCAGCAACUCUUGAACUAGAGUCUAACGAACAACACUCUAACGAGACCGUUCAAGAACAGAUAACUGAACAGCAAAUUUCAAACAAAGAGAGUACACCAAAAGUUGAAGAGUUACAAGCAACUGUUUCAUCAAUACAAUCCAAUGUUGAAGAAAUAACUUCCCGAGAAAGUAUUCAACAAUCCGUUUCAGAAAAGACAGAAGAAGUUAGUUCAACUGGCGUUGAAUCGAAACAACAAGCUGUUACUAAUAGUGAAACUGUAAACACUGCGGAAGUUGCUGACGAAGAGAUGUCUAGGUACAGCAGCCGCAGUUCGCGGCUGUCUGGAGAAUACUCUAGUAGCAAUCGAAAAUUAUCGAGUGGAGGUCGCUACGAGUCCUCAUCCACUUAUGAGGGUAGUGGACUUACAUCAUCUUAUUCACGUCGUGAGAGUGGAUCGCGCUUAGAAUCUUCUAAAUACGAGUCAGUAUCAGCUCUCGAAGGAUCUGGUUCCUCUCGCUACGAAUCUAAGUAUUCAUCAUCAUCCAAAAUUGACGGAGGAUUAACACACGGAAUCGAAUCAAGCUACGAGAAUAAAACUGAAAGCUCAAAGUAUGGCGAUGAAUAUAAUUCUGCUGCUAGUAAACUUGACAGCAUCGCUUCCAAGUACGGACUUGAGUCCAAGUAUACUACCGAAACUGAUACUACCAGUAAAAUUGAUAGCAUCGCCUCUAAAUAUGGUAUAGAAUCUAACCAUGAAAGUAAAACUGAAAAAGUUAAUUACGGUAUCGAGUCUGACACCGCUAGUAAGAUUGACAGCAUAGCUGCAAAAUACGCUUCAAGAAAAUAUAGUGUGGAAACAAGCAUUGAUAGUGAGAAAGUAGACGGAAUUUCUUCUAAAACUGAGAGUAGUUAUGAAACUGUUAAGAAUGGCGAUUCUUACAAGAGCAAGUAUUCUAAAACUGCAAUCUCUAAUGGGUCAAUAAAUACCAAAUCUGAGCUAUACGAUGGCAAGCCCUUGUUCACGACCACCUUAGAAGGCCAAAAUAUUGAGCCUGGUGAAAAUGCUAUCUUCAAAUGUGCUCUACGUGAGAGUGCUGACGUGAAGGUAACAUGGCUGAAAGACAACAGGCCUUUCCCCAAUGUUUUGAUGGACCGUUGCGUUAUCACCUCUGAAAAUGAUGGAAGCCACAUGAUGGAAUUAAAACAUUGUAGAGAAGAUGACACAGGUGUAUACACGGCUAUAGCUGAAAACUUAAAUGGAAAUACUCAUUGUACUGCUCAGUUAGUCGUUCAUGAGUUAACAGCCGAAGAGAGAAAAGAAAGAAAUGCUCUCAAGGCACCAUACUUCCUAGUCGCGUUAAAGGAUACUGCGAUUAUGGAGAACACAUAUCUGCGCUUCAUGGUCAAAGUCAAAGGCGACCCUAAUCCUGAAGUGAAAUUCUACCGUGAUGAUAAAGAAAUCUUCACAUCGUCGGAAUCAGAUCGCGUGAACAUAGUCCGCACUCGCGCCGAUCGUGGAUGUUAUGAACUGGUCAUCUCCGAUGUUCAACUCUCUGACGCUGGGAAGUAUUCCUGCAGAGCGAUGAACAUCUACGGAGAUGUAACUUCAGAGGCCACUGUUACUGUAGUUGAUGACAAGAAUAUUUUUGGUGAACUUCUCCCUGGUGGCGAAGGUCUAUUGGAAAAAGGAGAGAAAGCGAACUUCACUUGGAAGCGAGAUGGGCAACCCUUCGAUCCUGAAGAAAGAUUUAAAGUACUGUUGGGCGACGACGAAGAUUCCCUGGCCUUGGUAUUCCAGCACGUGAAGCCAGAAGACGCAGGCAUCUAUACUUGCGUCGCCAAAACCAGUACCGGCAACAUCUCCUGUUCUGCCGAACUUACUGUGCAAGGUGCUGUUCAUGAACUCCACCGAGAGCCUGAGAAGCCUACGCUUGUCAUUGAGCACCGAGAGGCUAUCGUGUCAGCUGGAGCUUCAGCUAUGUUAGAACUGCAAUGCAAAGGUUUCCCCAAACCAUCCAUUUUGUUCAAACACGAUGGUAAAAUUAUCGAGGCAGACACCAGACACAAGUUCCUCUACGAGGACGAUGAAAGCAUGUCCUUAGUAAUCAAGAACGCCACCCAAGCUGAUGCUGGCGACUACUACAUCACAGCUACAAAUGAAUUGGGAGAAGAUUCUACUACAAUGCACCUUGUGAUCAAAGCCGCUCCCAAAAUCAAAAAGAAGAUCGAAAACCAGACCUGCAUGACGAGCUCCACCCACACCGUGACCGUCGAAGUGGAAGGCACGCCGACCCCUGAAGUAUCAUUCUACAAAGAUGGAGUAGAAAUCAAGAGUAGCGAACGCAUUCAAAUCGUGAAGGAAUCAGAACAGAUCUACAAGAUCACCAUUAAGGAUGCUAAGCUCACUGAUUCUGGAUCAUAUUCAGUCGUUGCCAAGAACGAAGUAAAUCAGUGCUCAGACUUCUGGCAGUGGCACGUCACAUCACCACCGAGGGUAAUUAAGAAGAUGGGUGAAACUAAAGUCUGUGAGGAGAAGGAAACCGUCACUUUCAAGAUUGAGACGGAGUCUGAACCAGCGCCAUCUGUUAAAUGGUUCAAGAAUAAAAGUGAGAUAACCGAAUCAUCGUCUAUUAAAAUCUCUUCAUCCGGUCAAGCUCAUUCUCUGGUGGUGACCUCCGCAGCUCGAGCUGACGCUGGCGAAUACUCGUGUGAGAUCCGAAAUGUCCACGGCAGCGCCUCCGACUCGUGCUUACUCAAUGUCCGCACCGGACCCCAGUUCACUCAGAAGCUCAAGGAUACCACCGCUAGUGAAGGAGACGUCAAUGUGGAAUUCACGGUCUCUGUGGAAGCGUUCCCUGAACCUACCGUCAAAUGGUACCUCGGUGACGUAGAAAUUACUGAGAAGAAAUCAGUAUUCACUCGAAUAGACAGUGGCAACACUCAUAAGUUAAUUCUCAAAGAAGUAUCCUCUGAGUUGUCUGGCAAUUACUCCUGCAAAGUCUCUAACGAGCUCGGUGCUGACUCCUGUUCUGCUACAUUUACAGUCAACAGAAAACCACGCAUCACCAAGAGCCUGAUCGACAUGACAGUAGAGGCAGGACAGACCUUGACAUUGGACGUCGAAGUUGAAGGCUCUCCAGAACCAAAAGUCAAGUGGUACAAAGAUGGCAAAGAAGUCAACACAGAUGCCAGGAUUAAGAUUGAAAGAGAUACGAAAAGGCUGGAGAACUACCAUCUCACCGUUACUUUGGUAAAAGAAGAAGAUGGAGGAGAAUAUGAAGUAAGAGCUGAAAAUGAAAUGGGUAGUGUCUCGUCAAAGAGCACGGUCACCGUACAUACACGAGAGGUUCAUUCGAGGUUCACUAAAGAAGAUGUGGUUGAAAAUGAGAUCGAUGGUGAUAGUAUACAGGCGAAAAAGGUGUUGGAAGAUGAUUUGAGUAAAGUAGAAAAACAGAAAGCAAAGAAAGAUAAGACUAAAGCAGAAAUCGUAGAAGAAAAAUCAAUAUGGGAUGACGAAGAUGACGAUAAAGUUAGAAAAGUGGCUGUAAAUGAAGUCGACGAACCAUCAAAGAGAACAGCCAAAAAAUCUUUUACGGAGCCCGAGGAAGUCGAAGAAAAAUCUUUCUGGGAUGAUGUAGAUGACAAUAAAAGCAAACAGCCUAUCAUUGACGAACCAGAUACUCCAAUUCCUAAUAAAGCUGCAAAGUCUGCUACUCCAGCAGAAGUGGCUGAAGAAAAAUCUUUCUGGGAUGAUAUCGAUGAUGAUAAGCCUAGAAAACCUGUGAUAGAAGAAAUAGAAUCAUCCCCGAUUGAUGCUGGAAAGAAAUCUUUCUCUGAACCAGAAACUGCUGAAGAAAAGUCCGUUUGGGAUGAAAAUCAUAAUGAGCAAAGUAAGAAGCUUCUGGUUGAAGAAGUUGUGAAUAAGAAAGAAGUGGGAGAAAGCGGAGCUACUAAGCCAGAGCUUAUUGAAGAAGUGCCUUUACCGGAAGACCUAAAGUCACCCAAGCGUAAAUCGGUUAAAAAACAAGCAACUGCAGAACCGUUAAGUGCUGAGUCUGAAGGUCCGGCCGAAACGCGCACUUUGCACAAAAUGACGUCAAAAUCAAUUUAUUAUGAUGAUGACGAUGAUCUUAAUGGAAGAAGAAUUUUACAUCCAAAUAAUCCUCACACUACAUCUUUAGAAGUUGAAGAAAUAGCUAGUCAUAGUUACUUUUUAACUGAUACGGGUCACUAUACAAUACCUGAUCAUAUACGAAGAGGUGUAUAUGGAAUCAUUGAAGAGCCGCAAACUGAUUCAGAAGCUGAUAGAGCAUCACGAUGUGGCAGACAGGGUUCAAACCGUACCUUAUCAAUUAUGUCUGUCUCAGAAGAUGAAAUGAGUUGGCAAAAUGAAUCUUUAUCUAGGGAGAUAUCUAUUGAAGAUCUUUCUAAAUCUAUAUUUGAUAUCGAUGAAAAUAGAAAAGUUUUCAGUAAAGAUUCAUACGUACGCCAGUCCUCUUAUAAAGAAGAUUACUUCUUAGAUGAAGACAAAGAAGAGUCAGUAAUUGUUAAAGAAAAGUCACAAAAAGUAUACGAGAACGAUAUCACAGACAAACUUAAACACAUAUCGAAGGAAUUCGAUAACGAUAUGAUAGCACUUGACAAAAAAAUAGAAGACGUAAAAAAUAGAAUUUUCGAAGAGUUAGUAUUAAGCCCUAUAAAACAUGUUGGUAAUAUGACGAAAGACAUAACAGAAAUGUCUGUAGAAAGGAAGAAAAUAAGCGAAACUAAACUAAAGAGUUUGGAGGAGGAGGAGGAAGUGGAUGACGACCUGGAAGCUCUAUUAAAACGAAGCCAGAGACAAAGAAGUAUUCUAGAUGAUAUUCUAAAUGAGGAGGUUGAAAAAGCACCACCCAAACUCGACCAAAGCAAUAUGAAAGACGGCCAUGUCUUCGAAUCCCUCCCCUUAGUCUACACGGUCCAAGUUGCUGGUACUCCGAAACCUACGGUCCGUUGGUUACACAACGGCAAGGAGGUCAAACCUAGUGGCAGAGUCCAAAUCACCAAUGAUGGAGAUCUGUACAAAUUGGAAAUUGAUAGCGUUCAAAUGAAGGAUGCAGGUCCUUGGCAAUGCGAAAUUAGUAAUAACCUCGGCAAGCAAGUGCUUAAAGCAGAACUGUCGGUAUCACCUGAAGCCGAGCUCCGCAAACCAAAGUUUACUACCCCACUUGAAGCUCAAAGCGUGAUGCAACGAGAACCUGUUACAAUGCAAGCAGUAUGCACGGCUGACCCUCAGCCACAUGUGUCUUGGCUCCUCAACGGAGUUGAACUUACACCUGAUGCAACCGUCGUCACCUCUGCCGAUUCUAAAGAAAUCGAGAACGGCUUGAAGGAGUGCACUUUUACCUUACACAUACCUACUGGCCGUCAUACUGACACUGGCGACUACACCAUCCAAGCCAAGAACAAAUAUGGUCUCGGCGAAUCUUCAGCCCGUCUGGAUAUUCUCAUGAGACCGGAAAUCGAAGGAUUGAAGGACGUCACCGCGGUACCAUAUGAGGAGACAACCUUUAUUGCAAACAUCAGAGCCAAUCCCAUCGCUGAAGUUAAAUGGAGCAAAGACGGCUACACAAUCCAGCCGACUUCUAACUAUGAAAUCAUAGAAGACAAAGCUAACGAGAAGUAUCAGCUUACUAUCAAAAGCAUCGGCGUCGACGACGCUGGCGUUUACGCUGUUACUGCUAAGAAUAAAAUCGGCGAGGCAUCGCAACAGGCCAAACUUACUGUUCGAACCGGUGAGCCAGUCUUCACCAAAUCCCUUCAAAAGGAAACCGUAAAGGACUACGAUGAUGCUACUUUCAAGGUUCGCUGUGACGGUGUACCCAAGCCCGAAGUACACUGGUACCGUGACGGUAAAGAGAUCGUUAAUGAUGAACGACUCACCAUCACCACUGAAGUUGGAGGACAAGUUGACAGUGAGCUGGCUAUUAAGAAAUUCAACGCUAGUGAUGCUGGCAAGUACAAAGUACGAGCCGUGAGUAUGGCCGGAGAAGCAGUUUGCGAAGCCAUCAUCUCCUUGGCAACGAGUUCGCCAGGUUUUGCACACAAACUGGAGCGUCAAAAGGACGUGGAUGAAGGAGAACCUUUAGAGCUGAAGGCUAAACUUGAUGGUAGCCCCAUUCCUACGGCUAAAUGGUUCAAGGACGGUACAGCACUCCCACCAGACGACACCCGGGUGGUUCAAACCGCACUUCCUGACGGUACAGUCAAGUUGACUAUUGAUCACGUUACCCCCGCUGAUUGCGGUGCUUACAAACUGGUGAUCAGCAAUCCACAUGGAGAGCAUUCGGCGUUGUGCGCUGUCGCUGUUAAUCCAACUCCUAGAAAGCCUUCCUUCAGUCAAGAACUGGAGGAUGUGAAAGCUGUUAUCGGACAACCUCUGAAGCUGGAAGCCAAGGUUAUGGCGUUCCCGGCACCCGAAGUCAAAUGGUUCAAGGAUGGUCUCCCAGUCCGUCCAUCGCAAGCAGUCAACUUUAUCAACCAGCCCGGCGGAUUGAUUGGCCUGAGUAUCGACAGCUGCAAACCUGAAGAUGCGGGUGUAUACUCGCUCACUGUCACAAACAAGCUAGGAGAGAUUGGAUCCAAAGCAAAGGUGGACGUUACACAGAAGGAACGCAAGCCGGCAUUUAUUGCUGAACUGCAGCCUAGUAAAGUCAUCGAAGGUUUCCCAGUUAAACUCGAGGUUAAAGUGCUUGGACAUCCCCAGCCCACCCUGAAAUGGACUCACAACGGCAAAGAAAUCGUUCCGGAUGGAGAGCAUAUUCGUGUAGUGUCGCAGCCUGAUGGAACUCACGCUUUACUACUUGACAAGGCGACAGCGGCUGAUGCUGGCAAGUACGGCGUUGUUGCCGUCAACGACAAAGGCGAAAGCGGCAGCUCUGCUGAACUUACUGUAGCCAGUCGAAAAGAUGACUCCACACCACAAGAGCGUCCGCAGUUCAUCCAUGGCUUACGUGAUCUAACCGCUGAGGAGGGACAACCGCUCUCGGUCUCUGCUCCAUUUGUGGGUAAUCCGGUUCCAGAAGUCACCUGGACUAAGGAUGGAAAACCUCUCAAGCCUAGUGAAAAGAUCCUGCUUACUUGUGACGGAAAGAGGGUGGGUCUAGAGAUCAAUCCUGUAGAACUGCCAGACGCUGGAGUUUAUGCAGUGAAGUUGGUAAAUCCUCUGGGUGAAGACACUUCUGAAGGCAAAAUUAAUGUACGCAAAGUCUACCAAGCCCCCACAUUCAGUCAGAAGUUCACUGACUUGCAGCAGCUUCCAACAUUCGACGCAAAAUUCCCCGCUCGUGUCUUCGGUAUUCCCUCACCAGAUAUCACGUGGUACAAGAACGGCUCACUCCUGAAACCCAGUGAUAAAUAUACCAUAAAGAGAGACGGAGAUGCUUGCUGUCUCUACGUCAGAGAUCUGACGUUAGAUGAUGCUGGAUCGUACAAAUGCGUGGCUAAGAACAAAGAGGGCGAAGCCAGUUGUGAGGCCAAUUUAGAAGUUGUUGAUAAAAUCGCUCGAAAGCAAAAGGUGGAGCCGCCAUCGUUCCUCAAAAAGAUUGGAGACAUCGAAGUGUUCCGUGGUAUGAGUGCCAAGUUCACCGCCUGCGCUACCGGCACUCCUGACCCUGACGUUGAAUGGUUCCGUAACGAUGAGAAGCUGUUCCCAUGCGAACGCAUCCGACUGGAUAAGGAAACCACCGGUCUUUUGAGGCUAACCCUGAGUGGAGUAGACCCCAGCGAUGUGGGCACCUACAAGUGCAGAAUAUACAACCCCCACGGAGAAGACUCCUGUACUGCUAACCUUACCUAUGACACCCUAGAACCUCAUACCGGCAAGCGACCCAUCGCCGACCAGUACUCAGACUUCGAUAAGAUGAAGAAGACAGGCGUCCCCAUGCCUCUGGCAGACAGACCCAUCAUCUCUCGCAUGGCUGAUAGACAUCUCACCCUAUCGUGGAAACCUUCCAUUCCACAUGGUCCUAGGUUCCCUGUUACCUAUCAGGUGGAGAUGUGUGAAGUGCCCGAUGGUGACUGGUUUACAGCCCGCACGGGACUCCGUUCCUGCGUCUGCGAUAUCCGCAACUUAGAACCCUUCCGCGACUACAAAUUCCGCAUCCGUGUCGAGAACAAAUAUGGCGUCAGCGAUCCCUCUCCAUACGCCAUUACACACCGAUCUAAGUUGGAACCCGACCCGCCUAAAUUCAUUCCAUAUUUGGACCCUGGUAUUGAUUUCAGACCAGAAACUUCUCCAUACUUUCCCAAGGACUUUGAUAUUGAAAGACCUCCUCAUGAUGGUUAUGCCCAAGCUCCACGGUUCCUGCGUCAAGAGCAUGACUCCCAGUAUGGUGUUAAGGGCCAUAAUGUGAAUUUGUUUUGGUUCGUGUACGGCUAUCCUAAGCCUAAAAUGACAUACUUCUUUAACGAUGAACCGAUUGAUAUUGGUGGAAGAUACGAUUGGAGCUACACCAGAAAUGGACAGGCUACCCUGUUUAUUAACAAGAUGCUGGAACGCGAUGCUGGAUGGUACGAGGCUGUGGCCACAAAUGAACACGGUCAAGCUCGCCAGAGAGUCAGGCUUGAAGUAGCAGAGUACCCUACAUUUAUCAGACGCCCAGAAGAAACAGUCGUUUUACAGCGCAAGACUGCUCGUAUCGAAGCCAGAGUCACUGGCGUACCUUACCCUGAUAUCAAGUGGUACAAGGACUGGCAGCCGCUUGCACCCAGUUCCAGGACCAAGAUUCAGUUUAUAGAACCGGAUAUUUGCAUCCUGAUAAUCAAUGACGCUAUACUGAAAGAUGAGGGUCUCUAUUCUAUUUCUGCGAGAAACGUCGCAGGAUCUGUUAGCUCUUCAGCCAUGCUGCACGUUGAAGAGUUGGAGCAUGAAUACUUAGACAGGAUUCGCGAACACCCGCCUCGUGUGAAGCCAAGUUUGAAACCGUUUGGUGACUUCUACGACCUUGGAGACGAACUCGGCCGAGGAGUGCAGGGAGUCGUAUACCAUGCUGCUGAAAGACUUACAGGUCGUAAUUACGCUGCCAAGAUUAUGCAUGGCCAUUCCGCUCUCAAGCCCUUCAUGAAGAACGAAUUAGAUAUCAUGAAUAUGCUCAAUGACCGUCACCUCAUCCGCUUGCAAGACGCUUACGAACAUGAGCAUACUCUUGCUCUGGUUCUUGAGCUGGCAGGAGGAGGAGAACUAGUUAGAGAUAGAUUGCUGAGGAGCCAGGGCUACACAGAAAGGGAGAUCGCAGGAUACAUAAGACAAGUUUUGAGGGGUAUCAAAUAUAUGCAUGAUAACAGCAUAGCCCAUUUAGGCCUGACGAUUGGAGAACUAUUACUCUCUCAUGCCGGUAGCGAUGAAAUCAAACUGUGUGACUUCGGUCUUUCCCGCCGGAUCCGAUUCAACGAACACGCUUCCUUGGACUACGGAAUGCCAGAGUUCGUAGCUCCUGAGAUCGCUCGAGGGGAGGGAGUCUCCUUUGGAGCUGAUAUGUGGAGUAUCGGAAUAAUAACUUACAUUCUCCUGAGUGGACAUUCUCCAUUCAGAGGAAUGAACGACAGGGAGACUCUUACUAGGAUCCAGGAAGGUCGAUGGGAAUGGCACGAUGAAGAAUGGUGGUCUCGCCUCAGCAAAGAGAGCAGAGAUUUCAUCUCGAAGCUCUUGGUGAUCAACUGGCAUGAACGUAUCGACGUUAACACCGCGCUCUCACACCCCUGGCUAACUCUUGCCGACAGAAUCUACCAAGAGGAGUACCAGAUUACCACCGACAGACUGAGGAACUAUUACAAUCUGUAUAGGGACUGGACGAGCAACGCUCAGUGCCGUACUUGGUUCCGCCGCCGACCGCUCAGUGGCGCCUUUGAGCAUCCCAGCAAGAUGGUCUACCCGCCAGGGGAGAUAUACACCCCAGAAGGCACUCCAGACCGUGCGCCUCACGACCGUACGCCUGGCGAAUUUGAUGUUAGCUUCAAACAAUGGGACCACCCCGACUGGGAAGUUUCUGCCAAAUCUGAGAGCCAUUACCAGAACGGCCCCGAUACUUACCUACUACAGCUACGUGACACGCAAUUCCCAGUGCGUCUGCGUGAAUACAUGAAGGUGGCAUGCUUUCGUUCACCUGGGUACCAACUUGCUGUGAGGGACACUUACGAUCCUAGGACGCCGAUAGUCCACGAGCGACGUCGCUUCACGGAUAUUAUGGACGAAGAAAUCGACGAUGAACGUCGCGAGAGAAUCAACAAUUAUGGUACAGAAUCCUAUACCAUCCGAAGACUUCGCCACGAGCUUGGCACUAGGCUCGACAGCUAUGCUGAAGCGCAGGCAUUUAUGGAAUCUAAAAAGGAUGGUCAACUUCCAUUCUUUAGAGAAAAACCUCAAUUACUUCCGAUCCGCGAAGGUGAACCAGCUCAACUAUCAUGCUACGCUGUAGGAGACCCCAAACCAUCCAUCCAAUGGUUCAAGAACGACAUGGUUUUAGCUGAAGGCCAGCGCAUCAAAAUUGUUGAAGAUGAAGACGGUAGAUCAACACUCAAAUUCGAGCCAUCUAUGCAUCAUGAUAUUGGUUAUUAUAAAGUUGUAGCAAGAAACAAAGUAGGUCAAACUCUGACCAGAACGAGAAUUGUCGAAGCCACGACUCCCGAUGCACCUGAUAGCCCAACUGCCAGCGAAACUUCAGACACCGAAGUGCUUCUAAAAUGGAGGCAACCUAAAUAUGAUGGAAACAGUCCAGUUAUUUGCUAUAGUCUCCAAUACAAAGCCGGAGAUAGUGUAGAAUGGAUAGAAGUCGCAAAUAAUAUAGACCAUGAAUUCUUCGUAGUCCGCGGUCUGCAGCCCGCCACCAGCUAUCAAUUCAGAUUAUCUUCACGUAAUAGGAUUGGAUGGAGUGACAAAGGCAUCCCCACUAACUUAAUAAAGACUAAAGAAUCCGGUGCACCGAAGAUCGAAGUUACCAAAGCCAUGAGGCAUCUUCAACAGUUAACCGAAUCUGGACAAGAAAUUGUUCUGGUAGAGGAUAAACCCAAAUUGGAUUAUAGCACUGAAGAUAAUCCAAUGGAAUGGGUAUCGUCACAGGCUUUUACGGAACGCUUUACAUUUGUUUCUGAAUUAUGGCGUGGAAAGUUCUCGAUUGUCGUAAAGGGUGCUGACAGAACCAACGACACUCUAGUUGUAUCGAAAAUUCUAGAAAUCCGACCCGAAACCGAAGUACAAGUUCAGAGGGAAUUCGAUUGCUUGAAGAGGCUUAGACACGAGAGAAUAUCAAACCUCCUAGCAGCCUACCAAGCUCCUGGAUCACCAAUCGCAGCAUUAAUAAUGGAAAAACUACAAGGAGCUGAUAUUUUAACUUAUUUGUCUAGUCGUCACGAAUACACUGAACAAAUGGUAGCCACAAUUGUCAAUCAAAUUCUUGAUGGUCUUCAGUACCUGCACUGGCGAGGAUACUGUCACCUGGACCUUCAACCUGAUAACGUUGUGAUGGCGUCAGUUAGGUCAAUUCAAGUUAAACUGGUCGAUUUUGGUUCCGCGCACAAAGUUAACAAGUUAGGUACCAGUGUACCGCAAGUCGGAUCAUUGGAAUAUAAAGCACCAGAAAUAAUAAACGACGAGCCGGCGUACCCUCAAACUGACAUCUGGUCCCUCGGAGUACUUACAUACAUCAUGCUAUCAGGAGUAUCACCAUUCAGGGGACAGGAUGACCUUGAGACGAAACAGAACAUCUCCUUCGUUAGAUACAGAUUUGAGCAUCUCUACAAGGAAAUCACUGCGGAAGCGACACGGUUCCUGAUGUUCUUGUUCAAGAAAGUCCCGCUGAAGAGACCAUCUGCCGAAGAAUGUUACGAACACCGGUGGUUAACACAGAGUGAUUUCAUGAACAAGAAGAGGGAGAGAGCCGUCUUUCUCGGCAACAGGCUAAAGGAGUUCUCUGACGAAUAUCACGAAAAGAAAACUCGGGAGGCAUCAGGGGCUGACACAGUGUCUGCGGCCUUCGGACCAGUCUCCCCCAGACUCCUCACCCGCUCCAACAGUAUUCAGGACGAACUGCUCACAACAUUUGCAACACAUUGA